Mytilus californianus (California mussel) is the source of this 570-nucleotide messenger RNA. Its product is annotated as intraflagellar transport protein 25 homolog. NCBI's taxonomy places the organism in Eukaryota, Metazoa, Mollusca, Bivalvia, Mytilida, Mytilidae. Gene Ontology annotation, cellular component: intraciliary transport particle B; cilium; centrosome. Gene Ontology annotation, biological process: intraciliary transport. The transcript is spliced from 4 exons. The record is from RefSeq and is a predicted model, not a curated record. Bases 72 to 488 code for a protein of 138 amino acids.
UUUUGCGAUGACAACCAUAAAUAUUCCGAACGGCCCUAACAUUCCAUCGGUUGUAAAUAACAAACUUAAAAAUGUUUGAUGUUGCAUUAAAAUCUGCUGGUGCCCAGGUUGUGUUAGCAACAUCUAGUGAUGACAAAUACCCUCCUGAAAAUAUCAUAGACGGGGAUCAAGAAACAUUCUGGACAACAACAGGGUUAUUUCCACAGGAAUUUGUUAUAAAAUUCACAUCAAUGAUGAACAUGUCAAAGGUAGAAUUAGCUUCAUGUAAUGUUAGACGGUUGAUUUUGGAGAAAAGUACAGACAGCGAACCAUUAAAUUUUGAACCAAUAAAAGAAAUAGAGAUGAAUUCUCAUGAUGGGCAACUACAGUCAGAAGAAAUAAAUCUAGGCAAUAUACAGGCACAACAUUUACGUGUUGUAAUAGAUUCAGCCUAUGACCAUUUUGCAGCUGUUUAUAGACUAAAUGUAGACGGAACUGCAGCACAUUGAUAUGAAUUUCUCAUUUUGAACUUUAACAUUCCGUCCAUGAUGUAAUAUUUAUGUGUACAUAAAAAAAUUUAUUAUAUAUUUA